AAUACUCAAUUUAUAUCAACCGGAACUUGUCGCAAAUAACCCGCGCAUUUAGUUUAUGGUUCAGUUUCAAUCAACGAGUGUGAGUAGCGGUAUGGUUAUGUCUUCUCAAAAAGUUUUUCGCCUCAUUAGUGGAGAUUAUAUGCCAUUAAUUGGCUAUGGUACUUUCAGGGUGCGUGGGCGCGCAUUAAUAUACGAAGUCUUGGAUUAUGCGCUGGAAGCUGGAUAUCGGCUCAUUGAUACAGCUGUUGUAUAUGGCAAUGAGGAGGAUAUUGGCGAAGCAUUAACAACUUUAUUACCAAAAUAUAAUUUGAACCGAGAAGAUAUCUUUAUAACGAGCAAAUUACCUCCAAAUCUUUAUGGCAAUUUUGAAAAGAUACUUGAUGUAGUCCAAAGCAGUUUGAUCAAGUUAAAGGUGCAGUACGUAGAUUUAUACUUAAUUCAUUGGCCAGGACAGCAGGGUAAAAGCCCACAACAAGAAGAUAACUCAAUUAUCAGGAGUCAAACAUGGCAAGCAUUAAUUGAAGCCAAGAAUAGGGGCUGGGUUAGAAACAUUGGUGUAUCUAAUUAUACUGUGCAACAUAUGACAGAGUUAUUACUAAAUAAUCAUGGUGUCAUGCCAGUUGUUAAUCAGGUUGAAUGGCAUCCAUUAUAUUACCAACAAGAGUUAUUAAAUCUCUGUCAUGAUAAUGGUAUUCUUCUUCAGGCAUAUUGUAGUUUAGGAGGCACAUCCGACUCACAUGUGUUACUGAAUGAUCCAAAUGUGCAAAGAGUGACUAAAAAUCUUUAUAAAACACCAGCUCAGGUGCUUCUUGCUUGGGCACUACAGCAGGGAGUAGGCAUAAUUCCAAAAUCAUUGAGAAAAGAGCACAUUAUUGCCAAUUUUAACUUGGAUUUCAAAAUACCAGAACAAGAUCUGAAAAUUUUAAAUCAUUUGCCUCAAAAGAAGUUUGCUUGGGAUCCAACAAUUGUAUCAUAAGUUCUUGUUAACAAUGCAUAUUAUAUAUUUUGUAAAUUCAAGUUAGUUCAUGUUUUAUAUCAUUUAUAAAAAUGUUUGCUGAUAA
Molecule: messenger RNA, 1061 nt
Organism: Dalotia coriaria
Lineage: Eukaryota; Metazoa; Arthropoda; Insecta; Coleoptera; Staphylinidae
Exons: 4
Coding region: 56-976 (306 amino acids)
Molecular function (GO): oxidoreductase activity
Source: RefSeq, a predicted model, not a curated record